Messenger RNA from Triplophysa dalaica, 4400 nucleotides. RefSeq names its product leucine rich repeat containing 75A (gene lrrc75a). NCBI's taxonomy places the organism in Eukaryota, Metazoa, Chordata, Actinopteri, Cypriniformes, Nemacheilidae. The transcript has 4 exons. The record is from RefSeq and is a predicted model, not a curated record. The coding region runs from base 1418 to 2731 and encodes 437 amino acids.
GUUACUUAAUAUUAUCGACAUCCAUCACCUUUCAGUUUUUGAUGUUCUCAAAUUUUUCAUAAAACACAAAACGGCUAGGUUCAUGCAUCCCAAAAGAUGAUAUUCCACGCGUUGAACACUGGAUGUCAGCAAAGAAACGUCGACAGUUAAACUAUUUAAAAAUAUUUGGGUUUCUGCAAUGAAGCGUGCAUAUUCUGGACUCCCCAAAUGUCUCAUUUGCUUAAAAGUGCCUAUAACUGAAAAAGUUCCGAUGGCAACCAUCUGCCCGACUUGGUUACCUGUGCAUGGCAACGGUGCGUUCUCGACCACACAGUGAAAUACAAGCGGAGGAUGUUGCAGAGCGCUCCACCCCUCCCACCCAGCGUCGCGAGAGACCCAGCGUUCGUACGCGGCAUCUGAGAGAAGAGAGGUCGUUUCAAUAAGAGGAGACGGUUCUUCUCUGAACACACCCAGCUCUCAGACGGGAUUCACCCGGGGUGAGGUCAAAUCAGAGGGAACACGUUUCCGCAGUGAACACUGACAUUUCUGCGGGCUGUAUCUCUGGAAACGCUGUGAUGAAGACUUGUUCUGGGAGGAAAACAGUCACGGACGAAUAUUUACAUGCCCUUGCUCUCAGCGGUACAGCUCGCCAUCGACUUAACUCAUAAAGAGACAUUGCGUAGAGACAAACUGCGAUCUUAAUACGAUCCAAAACAAAGGUUUACAUUUAUAACAAAGAUCGUGCUGCGAAUGUGUUGACGCGGACUGUCAGAGUUUCUGGAGGUUUACGGGACUGCUCUUGUGCGGUCAUGCUGCAGGCAUCAUCUGAUCUAUUUCCAACCUGAGGGGGAACGAGUUUUGACAGAAUGGAUAUAAACCGUUGUAAUGGAGCAUUCAUGUCUUGUUUUGAGAUGCGUUUAGUUCGUGGCACAUUUGCCAUAAUAGAUGUAAUAUUUUGACUAUAUUGUUUUAAAUUGAGAACUAAUUUGCGCAUGCGGAGCUUAUAAUUUCCUAAAAGUAAACAACUGACGUAACACGAGUCGACCCUUUAUUCGAGUAUCAGGGUCUGAAAAUGUGAUGUCCGGUAAAAGAAACACAUCUAUGCGUAAAUAAAAACGGGGGCUUUGUGAAACAUGUUUUGCUGCUUUAAUGUCAUAAAUCUUACGUAAAGCACGUUCAAGUAACGUGCGUUUACUUUCUGUCAGGUGCGACAUUAUGACAGGUGUGAGGUGAGCGACUGGAGCCGAGCGGUGGCGCUAAAUUUCUUUUAAACAGCAACUCUCUAAGAAACUUUCAGUGAUUUCUCAUUUGCUUUUGCAGCUUCAAGUUUUGUGGUAGAUUGUUGUUCGACGUUUUUUGUUGGUGAUUAAUGUGAACACAUUUUGAAAGUAUGCCCGGUCUGGAGGGCUUUUUCCACAACCUGACUCUAUAACCAAAUAUGGGAGCGAAGCAGACGAAGGCCGCGGGACAGGAGGCUGGGGCUAGUCCUCAAAGCACGGGAUGGCGACGGACCCCGACCAAAGAGCGCGGUGACAUCCUCGCCUCUUUAAUGUUGAGGUCAAGGAAUACGCUGAGAAACAGUGGGACUCCCCCUCCGUACCAGCGACGCAUCUUGAUGAUACAGGAGAUGAUGCUGAUGGCACAGCAGGGGAAGCACGAUGAAGCGACUGAGAUGCUGAAGACCCUGCGGCAGGAUCUGGGAAUGGAGUCGACCUCUCUGGAUGAUGUUCUUUACCGCUAUGCUAGUUUCCGCAACCUGGUGGAUCCCAUUACCCAUGAUCUCAUCAUUAGCCUGGCCAAAUAUGUUCACUGCCCAAAGACGGAGGGUGAUGCUUUGGGUUCUAUGGAGAAGGUUUGCCGUCAGCUGAUGUACCACCUGAGCCCGCACUCCCAGGGGCUGCUGAAGAGGAAGCCACAGGCCUGUCUGAAAUCUGCCCUCUCCAGCACUCCAUCCAGGGGGACAUUAGACCUGUCCAGCAUCCCUCUUACUGUGAAAGACAUGGAGCGGCUUUAUGCUUACCUGCAUCAACACUCGUCUCGCAUCACAAGCCUUGAGCUGGGCUUCACGGAGCUCACAGAUGAGGCCUUUCUCCUGCUCCUCCCCACUCUUGCGUCUCUUCCUCGUCUAGAGACUCUCACCCUCAAUGGCAACAGGCUGACGCGUGCAGUGCUUAAAGAACUCACUGACAGUCUAAAGGACCCUAACAGCUUCCCCAGCAUAACCUGGAUCGACCUGGGGAACAACGUGGAUAUCUUCUCUCUCCCACAGCCCUUUCUGGUUAGCCUGCGCAAGAGAUGUCCCAAACAGGGCAAUCUCCCCACAAUCCAGGAGUUUGGUGAGAGCCAGGCCAGCGAGCCUGAGUGCAGAGUAGACGAGGACGACGCGGAUGAUACCAAUAGGACAGAGAGCCUUGGAGAGCUCAGGUCUGAGGUAGAGGAAGAGAUUGAUGGUGAGAUGGAGAUCGAUAACAUGAUGGAGGAGUUGCUAGGCUUUGAGAGGGAGGUACAGGGAAAGGAGGACGAGGAUGCCAGUAUGUGGACCUUGGAGGAGCAGCGGCUGGUGAAAGAUCCAGCUGUUGAGCGGAGAAAGGAGAUGGCGGCAUGUAAGGCAGAGGGCGAAGAGGACUUGGGUAGUCAGUCUUCCCAUCUGUCUUGCUCCAGCCAAUCACAGCACUCAUCUGGAGCCAUUGAGCCUUUGAGGGAAGAUUCUGUCCCGGACCAGUUAGCUCGUCAAUCAGAUAACCCUACCUGAUCAAAGUUGAAUAAAGCUUAUAACCUUUAUCCCUUUAAGAAAAAAUGGAGAAACUUUCUCUAGAUGCUAAGAAAAUCCGAUCAGUGUUUUGAUUGUUCUCAGGUGGGUGCCCAGACAGAGAGAGGGUUGUCUAUGUGCACAUGGAACUUAACAGGUUUUGUGGGGUGUACAAUCACAGCUGUAACGUAAGGGUCAAAGAAUAUGAUGUCAAGGUGAGGUUACUAUUUUUAAUGUUGCAAAAGAGAAAAUGAAUAUACGUAGUAUAUAUUAUAAUAUAAUGUAUAAAACUAAAUUUCAUACCCAUAAACCUCUGCCUGUGUGCCUGUUUAACACUCACUUGGAGACGGAUGUGUGUGUAUUUAGGGAUUGGAGAAUAUGUGCUCUCGGUGUAAAGAUAUAAAUACAAAUAAUGUUUUAAAGAAUCAACUGUUUUGGACGCCUCCAGAUCUUGCAUGAAUCUGUAUGUUCAUCUAUGCAUUUGACCGUUGCAAGCAUCACAUUCUCUCCAGCAGUGGAAAAUUUGAUUUUCAUUCAGUAUCGUCCAGUGAAUAUGCAGGUGUCAGGUGGAUGGGACGUUACUGGGCCCGUAUUAAGUGCCCAUAAUUUAUUUUACGAAGCUGCUUAGAUAUUGCAAGAUGGAUAUUUUAAUAUUCUAUUUUGAACUGCUCACACAAGCAGAAGUCCAAGUGUCCCUAGUUUAAAUAUAGUAAACCAAAACCUCUUCUCACAGUGUGUACCCAAAGCUGUUCAUUUGUGUGAUAAAGCGCAGUGCUUUAAAAGACCCUAAAGCCAAAGAGAAAUGACUCCAUACACAGAACAAAGUGUUCUUUGGCUACACAAACAUAAAAUUAUUGUGCUGUUCCUGCUGCUUUUGACGUUUUCCAGCUCUGUACUUUAGCAUAGUUCCUUAAACCACAGAAAUCAUAUUAAAGGGAUACUCCGACCAAGAUGAAUAUUCUGUCAUGAAUUAUUUAGUCUCAAGUUGUUCCAAACCUGUAUAAAUUUCUUUGUUCUGCUGAACACAAAGACAGGUAUUUGAAAGAAUGUUAGCAACCGACAGUUCUGGGAUACCAUUGUCUACCAUAGUAGAAAAAUAUAAAUUAUAUUCAAAGGUGACUCAGAACUGUUUGCUUUCACAAAUUCAAAAAACAUGUAUACAAUAUUUUUUCUCCUAUGGUAGUAAAUGGUGCAAUCAGUUGCUAACAUGCGUUCAAAUAUCUUCCUUUGUAUUAAUAUUGAACGAAGACAUUUAUAGAGGUUUGGGUGAGUAAUUCAUGACAGAAUUUUCAUUUUUGGGUGGAGUAUCCCUUUAAGGUUUUAUAUCUGUUUAUCAAGGUAUUUAAUUGUAUAAACAUCUAUUUAGUGCCUAAUUAUCUACUGAAAUGUGACUACAAUUUCACUCAAAUGUACAAAUAGUUAAAUGCCAGUAUUUCAUAUUAAUAAAGUUGUUUUUUAAAUGACAGUGUAUAUUGAAAAAAUGUAUUUGCCAAAAUCGAUAUUUUAAAACAAUAAAAACACUGAUUGAGAAAUAGAAAUGUAUUAUAUUAUGCUAAAGCUUGUAUUUAAUCUUGUUUUUCUGAAUGUAAAUUCAGUUCCUUCCCUAAAGUUAAAUUGCCAUGACAAAACAUGUGUUUUUGUAUGUUUAGGUAGCCUCAAAGUAUCUGUUUCU